Danio aesculapii is the source of this 3716-nucleotide messenger RNA. RefSeq names its product synaptoporin a (gene synpra). Lineage: Eukaryota; Metazoa; Chordata; Actinopteri; Cypriniformes; Danionidae. The record is from RefSeq and is a predicted model, not a curated record. The transcript is spliced from 6 exons. Gene Ontology annotation, cellular component: synaptic vesicle membrane; synaptic vesicle. The coding region runs from base 74 to 940 and encodes 288 amino acids.
GCACAUCACUCAUUUAGCGUUGUUUUGGUCUUGACCUAUCCUACUUACAAGCGCAUUUUCCUCAAACAGCAAAAUGGAAACAGCUAACCAGAUUGUGUCACUUGGGACAUUUCAAGUGCUUAAAUUACCUUUGGGAUUUAUUCGUCUUCUGGAAUGGCUUUUUGCCAUCUUUGCUUUUGCAACAUGUGGAGGUUACUCUGGGCAACUGCGGGUUAGUGUAGACUGCAUCAACAAGUCUGACAGCAACCUCAGUAUUGGCAUCAACUUCGCUUACCCGUUCAGGUUGAACCAAGUGGAAUUUGAUGUGCCGAUGUGUGAGGGAAGGAGACAAGAGCGGCUUUACCUGAUCGGAGACUUUUCCUCCUCGGCCGAGUUCUUCGUCACCAUUGCUGUGUUUUCCUUUCUGUACUCUCUGCUGGCCACUGUGGUGUAUAUCUUCUUCCAGAACAAGUACCGCGAAAACAACCGCGGGCCUCUCAUUGACUUCAUUGUGACGGUGGUCUUCUCCUUUAUGUGGCUAGUGAGUUCCUCUGCCUGGGCUAAAGGUCUUUCGGAUGUGAAGGCGGCCACUGAUCCGGAUGAGGUGGUUCUGCUCGUGUCUGCUUGUAAAGUUCAGACCAACAAGUGCAGCUCAUUGUAUGGACCGCGAUGGUCUGGCCUCAACACAUCUGUGGUAUUUGGCUAUCUGAACUUCGUGCUGUGGGCUGGAAACAUCUGGUUUGUGUUUAAAGAGACCGGAUGGCACAAGGGAGGUGUAGCGAGAUAUCCAGCCUCGUCCUCAGAAAAACAAACCACGGCCUUCAACCAGCAGGUCUACAACCAGGGCAGCUUUGAUCAAUCCGGAGCCGCUUUCACUGGAACAGGGGACUUCGCCCAGUCAGAGUACAGUCAGGUGGGCAAUUAUUCCUCAAGUGGGCCCAUGUCCUACACCAACCAGUAACCCCAUCGGCCUCAUCACAAUCCUCAAAACAGGGGACCUGUUUCUAAGGGCAAAUUCGACAUUGAGCACAACAGAAGGUGGAAGAGUUUAGUAAACAGAUUUCUGAUUCUAUAGGUAAACCCAGACUUGUUUGUCCAGGAUACUAAUGUUUUUAAAAAUGAAUGACAGGGAUCUUUUGAUGUAUUGUAUGUUUUUAUCAUAACGUAUUUGUGUUGUAUCACUAUGAUUAUGUAUUUUUUAGAGCCCAUUUGUGAUCUAAGUAGUAUUUAUGCUUCAUUUCGAACUUAAUCAACUCUUUUGCACAACCUUAUAAUAUUACAUAUCAUCAAAUGCUUCGUAGAUGCUUUUAAAGUAACAUGAAUGAAUUUGACUUCUUUAAAUUUGAUAUAGGGCGGCCAUAACUGAUGUGAAGUUCGUUGAAAGGAUUUAUGCAUUGAUGAACAAUGCACGCAAUUUAUUACAUUAUUAUCAAAAAGUCACAAAGACUUUUUUGGGGGGGAUAACAUUCACAGUUGAAUAGUCCACAAUAAGAGCAGGAACAUUAAAGGGUUAGUUCACAUCAAAAUUAAAAUCAUUUAUUAUUCCUCUCACUAUUACAAAACCAUAAGACUUUUGUUCAUCUUCAGAAUAGAAAUGAAAAGGCUUUGGUCUCUCCAUUAACACACCUCAAAAAGUCCAAAAAAUAAAUCCAGAUAAAUCAAGCAAUCAAAAACUUAUGUAAAAUAGUUAAGGACUCAUUUUCAUGACUGCAUUUUUAACUAAACAGAUUUUUUAUCCAUUUUACACACAAAUGCAAAAAACAACAUUUGUAACAUUUAAAAUGGAUUACAAAAUGUUUCAAAAUGAGUCCUGUAUUGUCUUCAAGUGAACACACUUCAAAAACACAAAGGAAAAACCUUUUAGUUUUUAGUACGUCUCUGUCAUGUAAACUUAUCUUGUGCAUUAAUGAAAACAUUAAAAGGUGAACUAACCCUUUCAGGAAGUAUAUAGGAUCUGUUAAUAUCAUGUUGACUUUUAAGUGUACUUGUCCUAAUGGUGAUCACCUAUGCGAUAAAAAGUGCCAGGGUUUUUUUAAACCAAAUUUGUGAAAAACAUGUGACCCUGGAUGUUUUGCAUUGGAAAAUGGGAAUCACCAAAAAUACAUUGGAUGGGUGAAAAAAUUUUUGCUUUUUUUAUGCCAAAAAUUAUUAGAAUAUAAAGUAAAGAUCAUGUUCAGUGAAGGCAUUCUGUAAAUAUAUCAAAACUCAACUUGAUUAGUGGCAUGCAUUGCUAAGCACUUCAUUUAGACAUGUUUAAAGGCAAUUUCUUCAAUAUUUAGAUUUGUUUUUUCACUAUCACAAUUCAGAUUUCAUAUAAUUGUAUCUCGGGUGAACGUUGUCAAAUCUAAACAAAACUUUACAAAGAAUAAGGUAGUUUCAGAUGAUGGAUAAAAAAAUGACACAUAUGACUAGUUUUGUGGUCCAGGGUCACAUAUGAAACACAAAACAUGGGUUAAAUGGGACCACAAAAUAUGGGUUAAAUAUUUAAGUUAAAAAUGUUAUCUAUAUUUUAGAAUUAAUCUAUGUUUACCUAGAUUUGAGGUAAAAAAAAAAUUACCCAGCGCUCUUCUUUAGAGUGUACAGCAGGUGAUGGAGGUAUUUGUAAUUUACAGUAUUUGACAGAUUUCAGAUUUCAUUUGUCAGUAUAGAUGUUAGAUUACUGUUUAUCUGCUUGUUUUUGGAUUUCUUCUCCACCUGAAUAAUGUCAAGCAAGUGGUUGUUGGUUUGGUGUUUGCACUUUUGUGUUUCUGCAUUUAUAUGGCUCUUAAAUGUUUGCACUGUAUUGAUGAACUGCAUGAAGUCGUGCCAUAUUAUUAACCCAGUUUGAGUUUGUACAUAAAUUCUCUCCUCACUAUAUCAGGGUCAUGUGCAACCCAGACUCAUUCUGAAACCGUACCACUAUAUACAUUGUUGGAGAGAGCAAAAUACGUCCCAGGAGGUAUGUUUUUUUGCAGUUUUUCCACCAGAGGCCGCUGUGUAUGCUUUCUCAGAUCUUAAAUUUCUCUUGGGAGUGCCUUUCACGCCUGCUGUUCUUGCGUAAAUCCACCAGAGGUCGCUGUCGACUGACCGAUCGAUCCACUGACCCACCCUCCUCCUUUCCUAAACCCAACCAAUAGUGUUUUCAAAAGCACCGAUUGACCAGCCCACCCUCUUGCCUAAACUAAACCGACAAUUUAAAAAAUUUUAAAAAGCAAUCCAGAAAAAGAAGAGCCCUCGCCUGAAUUUUACCACGUUUUCAGGUUUUACCAAAUUCUCACACUGUUAUUUACUUGUUAAUUUUAGUUUUUGGCUUCUAUGCUUGUCUUACCCGAUUUCUGGAACCGUUCUUUCCCGGACUCAUACCCCAUCGUCGUGGUUUUAGCAACGAAAUGCUAAAUGCGUAUGUACUUCUGGCUACAUAAUUCGCAGUCUCAAGAAAUAUAUGUAGGGGUAAGUUUUUAGAACGAGCUUAUGUUGAUCAUAUUGUCUAUUCUGUGACCUUUAUUAUGAUCACAAAGUGAUUGAAAUACAAUCAACACAUAAUUUCUUUGCUUCCUAUGUGUUCUCUUGCUUCUCGUCUGAUCCUUUUUAAAUGCAUGAGGCUUUAUUAACUACAAAGACUAUAAAAUCUUGUUCUGAUUGCUGUUGCAUUUCAAUGUGACCGGGUUUCUGUCUUGAUAUAUAAUAUGCAUUUUCCAUCAGUGGGUGUGAAUGCUUUGAUGCAUUUUGUGUGAAGCCAAUAAAGAUAUUGUACAUUC